UCUACAGUGUAGUAUCCUAGUGUUGUACCGUACCGUAGAAAUAGUUGCAACAGCGCGGCGUUCUGCUCGCUGUUCAUAGGCUACCGCCAUUGUUUCUAGAAGUGAGCAAAUUAACAAACAGACUUUUAAAAUUUUAGAGUCGAACAUAGUAGUGAAUACUGAAUUCCAUUGCCAAUACAAACUAUUUGAAGAUUAAGAAUAAUAAAAAGUAGCAUAUUCCAUGUGUUACAUUUUCAUUUAGUUUCUCAUGUAUUCGUAUGAAACCAAAAAAUUUCAGUGAAAGAAUUUCGGAAAAGAGUUUGUGUGAUGCAUUUACAGGAAGAAAAAUCAGUGUUCAAUGUAGUUGUUUUCAUUGGUGAUGCUUUUGUAUCAAAGUGGUACCUACGAUGAUAGUGCUAGUGCUAGUAAAAAGAGUGGUGUGUUGUUCUUCCAUGGUAAAAUUGACGAAAAACAUUCCGUUAAUAAAGGACCUGAUCGUGUAUAACGCGUCCCUUUGAUCGCGGAUUAAUUGAAUUAAUUAUUGCGGAAGAAACAGCUAACAUUAACAAUCAAGAGAAAUCGAAUUCCGCGUCCUACAGUAAUCCCUCAUCAUCUUUUUGCUCUUCUAAAAAUAGUUUACAUGCUAACAGAGUUCUGUAAUUGUAAAUUAUUUAACAAUAUUAUACUAUCUUCCACUCGAAAUGUUCUGAAAUUUGAACGAAUUGCUUCAUGUUCAACAAGAUCACUUUAUACUUAAAUAUUGAAUUUCGAUCAUGGAAUAUCAUUAGGUGAUUUUUUUAUAAACUGUUAGUUCUGUCUUCUUCGAAUCAGCUUUGCAUUUGCGAUGCCAGACAUACAAAAAAGGAUGCGAGAAUUUUCCUUUUCAUACGAGAAAAAACAUCUUCACUACUCAAUAACGAUGUUGAUACUGCUAAUGUUAUCCCUGGGUGAUGUACACAUUGUAAAUGGUUCUUGCGAGUUUCCAGUUGCGUGGACUGGAGAAUGGUAUCAAUAUGGGAAAAUCACACCGAUUAUCCUAAAUACAACAGUUAUAGGCGAAAGGACAUGCGUCGAGCGAUCCGGAGAUUCGUACAUCGUGUAUGGUGACAAAUGCUAUUAUUGUAUAAUUAUUAACGAUCGGCAUGAGAAUGUGAUUCAAUUUCGUGAAGGAUGGUGCUUUACGGAACAAAGCACUUUGGAUGAAAUGUGCUCGAACAUUAAGUCCGAUGAUACUUUGUAUUCCAUGUUUCGCGUAAAUUCCAAGCCGAUACCCUGUCCUUUUAGUGGACCAUCAUUUACGUUUACCUAUGAUAAGGGUUUUGGUGAAUGUUCAAUGCCUAUUAGCCUUGGGGAGAAAUGUACUGACGAAAGUAAAUUACUUCUGAAAUAUCAGGCUUGCCCGGACAUCAAACGAAGCGAGAGUAACACGGAAGAGUUACAAUGCCUCGCUGUAUGGAACGAUGGUCGUAACAAAUACCUCGUUGGAACAUUAAAAGGAAGAAGUAUCUCGAGUGCCGAAAAAAUGUAUAGAUGUUUCCUAUACGAAGAGAAAACACAUCAUCAGGGGAAGGUGGCCUACUUACUCGCUCAAUCAGGUGAACCAACUUGUAACGGCCUAACUACUGUUUCGGAGGGAUCGCCAACUAUAAAGCUUACGAAAGUUGAUAAAGAACACAACAGAUGCAAAUAUCCUUCAUGGAUUACCGAACAUCAUGACUGGCGUUCUUUAGACGGUACUAAAGUUUAUCAUUUCACGAAUAAAAAUGCAACACUCAAAGUUAAAGUACAAAAUGCUGAUGGGGAUACGUUUCACGAAGAAAAGAUUGUUUGUCAUAAUCUAGAAAAAUUACAUCCUACAGAAAAUACACAAGGAUAUAAAGUAAAGUUGAUUGCUCACGUUACUAGCGGUUGUGACAUUGGCUACGUUUGCAUGAUAUUUCAUAAAAGAGAUCACCACAUUAUAGAGUUACAGCAAUCGGAUGAAAAAGCUAUAAUGCCAGAUGAGGCGUGUUCCCUUGCAGACACAUCUACAAUGACGUAUACCACUCUAAUAAGCUCUUCAUUACAUCAGAGAAAGUGUCCCAAUCCUGGACGAUAUGUUAUCUUGGGAUUUACUCCAUUCAGUGUAUCUAAUACUUCGUUUCGUCGACAACGUCGUAGUGAGAGACACUCUUCUAGAAUUACUAAAAGAAGGACUUGGCACGAUGAUAUUUCUCAGAAAGAAUUGCACGAACAGCCACGACAACACCAACAGCAGCAUCACCAUCAUCAUCAUCAUCAUCAAUAUGGGGGAGAACAACAUCAGCAACAACAAGAACUACAAAGGGAGGAUUGUAAAAGAACCAAUGUUGAAAUAGGCUGUGCGUCGCCCGAUCAGAAUGAAAUUCUUAUUGGAAAAACAUGCGAUACGGAAGAAAUAACGUAUUAUUGUCAUGGUAGUUGGGAAGAAAAAAAUAUUUGGUAUACGAUAGUGUCGUUAAAAACUAAUCAACCUUCCCCAAGUUUUGGACAAACCUUUUGUUUCUCUAUGCAAUUUGACGAUAGUACAGAGAAGACGUCCGUAACCGGAAAAGCAAUUAAAACUCAAGUCUCGCAACAGGAACUUUGGUUAACUAAAUUGGAUCGUGUCUGUAGUAGAGGCCAGAUCGAAGAUGAACGGUCCUACACGCUUGUCAGUCAAGGAGUUUGCGAAGACAUGGAAAAGGCGUAUUCUAGUUUGGCGCCACUUUUUCCCAAAUCGAUAAUUUUAUUUGUCGCAAUCAUGGGAAAUUGUGCCGUAAUAUUUUUGUUAAGAUGAUAUGCCACUUCCACGUGAAGAAUUGUACUCGAUGCUUUUAGAGGGAUUAUUUUUUUUUUCUUCUCGUUCUCUUUUUUUUCUUGUGAACGUCGAGGAAAGUCGACAGGCAGAGAGCAACGGCGAAUAAACUCCUCCGAUUUUAUAUUCGCUUUUGUAAGGAUCGAGGCCAAGAACGAACGGUUUAAUUUAAUCGACUUUAUUGGACAGCGCUGGCCAACUACCAUCUGUCUCUUCGUAUUUCUUUCAGACUUUCAUCACAUUCGAUCUGCGGUCGAUGACUCAGAUACGAUACUCUUUACUCAGAUACGAUAGCUUAUACUACUAUGUAAGUUUAUUUUGUUUUUCUUUUCUUUUUUAUUGUGCAUUAGACAACAUCACACGAUCUUUACUUACAUUUUUUAUUCAUUCUGACAUAGAUAAGGAUGUACUUAGAUUCUAGAUUUUAAGUCUUAUGCCCGUCCGUUUCAUACAAUGGUCGAGAUUUCUACCCGAUUACAUCUAUCUACAUCCUAUAAAUCUGUAUAUUUGCACUUGUAUUUUUUAUAUAAGCAUAUGUUGAAGAACGAGCAAAAAGUUCGCUCAUGUACUGAAAAACCGCGCAUUUAUUUUCGAUUUAAGAGUACGAAAACAACGAUACCUCGAUCGUUUUUACGUAAUUGAGAUUUAUAAGGCACGCAGUAUAUUGUCAAUCGACCGACUACUGUGCACCCGCAGCUUUCUUGUAAAUAUGAGCAGGGUAUAACGAGUCAAGACCAUGUUCGAUUAAUCGCGAACGAAAUCGAUGUAAUCCUAUAACUGCGAAUUUGAUUAAUUUAACGCGUAACAAUUACUUACGAUAAGGAAAUACUUUUUACCUCUUAACCUGCUACAUUUUGUAUAUAAUAAUUUAAGCACUGUAUAAAGACUGUUUUUAAAGGGUAUAGAGUUUUCCACCUAUACAAUCGCGUUUAAUUAUCGAGCGCUAGCUUGAAAGUGAUUAACUAUCGUGUUCCUUUCGUUUUCGUCUAUUGUGAGAUCUGUAUUAUCGACGAAAGGGAAAAGAUCACAGUGGAAUAGUGGCGUUCGAUUAACACAUUUCGAAAUAUGUACGCAAAAUAGUGUCCCGUAACGAGGAUUAAUGACGCAUCGUGAACGCCGAUGCAAUUGCGAUCAGAAUUCGUUAGAAAAAUAAACUGAAAUCGCAUUUCUUUUCUCUUGAUAACAUGGUCGCAUUGUGCCUAAUCAAAACAUUAUUUCCUCGAUUUAUGACAGAUUUUCUUACGACAAAAUUAUAUAUGGCUAUUUAUUACUCUCGUUGUAUCCACGAUUAUUUGUUAUAGUUCACAUAGGAACGGAAUACGAUUAUACUGAAUUCGAGAGUAAACACACGCGCGUAUGUAAGUAUAUACAUACGUGUGUGUGUGUGUGUGUGUUUUUAUAUAUAUACACACACGCGCGCGCGCGCGUGCGUGUACAUGUACGUACGUGUGUGUAUAGAUGUAUACAUAUACGCGUAUAAAUAAUUGAGACUGUUCCGAAAUUCGUAUAAUUAGAAUAUUCGAGUACGACGAUGCGCUGGUUCUAAUCCGUAAGAUAGACAAAUUUUUAAUAUCAAGAUAAAUUCUUAUUUUUAUACGCAUAAAUCUAUCGUUCCCAGCCCAAUCCUCGUUCACUCCAGCAUUUUUCUAUUUAUUUCUACAUUGAAAGAUUUUCUAUCCUUUUUAUUUCCUCCUGAAAUGGACCCAUAGUUUGUUUAUACUUGACCAAGUUCCUGAUACGUUCCGUACUAGUUUUAAUAGGCGUGACCACUUUGCCGUGCGCCUUGUCCAAUAUUAAAAUUUAUUCGAACCAUUUUACGAUCGCAUCUCAACGUGUCUCAAUGAUAGUUAUUGACUCGAUCGUACCCUUUAUUACUAAUGCAUCUAGAUAAUAACGGACGAAAGAGAAUUAUUGUUGUUAUUGUUGUUGUUGUGGGAUGAGUACUGAUACCUUGUGCGAAAGUUUCAUCAAAUCGAAAUCCGGAUAUAAUUUUUAUGUACACCGCAAUUUAAUCCUAAUACUUUUACUGCCUUCUACGUGAAAAAUUUAACGUGAAUACACAAAUGCUAGUAUUCGAGAUAUGGAAACAAAAAGGAAAAAAGAAAAAAAACAAAAAUACGAAUGAUUCAAACGAUGAGAAAUAACAAUUCUUUACAAGGGAUUUAUUAACGUAUGUUGUAUGUAUGCGCGUGCGAUUUUUUACAUCGUGUAUGUUGAUUGAAUGUAUGUACAAGUUGUAAUGUAUGUAAAAAACGAGAAAAAGAAGGUUAACGAUAAGUAUGUAUGCUUAAGGUAGCAUCGUAAUAUUUUAUCUACCAAUGUAAUGUCACCGCAACAACGACGAUGACGAUGACCAGGACGAGGACCAGAACGACAACGACAAUGAUGAUGACUAUGACAAUGACGACAAUGACAAGGACGAGGAUAAUGACAAAAGACGAACAUAUACGAGAUAGAAAUACGUUAAUUUUAGGAUGACUUAAGCAUUGCUCGUGUUACGAGCACUGAGGUUAUAAAGCGAGCGUGUUUUAUUGAAAAUGAAACGAUUGUAUGAUGAAUGUUGUAAAAACAAGAUAAACGCAAUUGUGACAGUAUUUCAAGGCGAUAUCGUUCGAGAUGGUCAUAUGUUUGAUUGUUUCUUCUCAAGCUAGAAAAUCAAUGAAGAGACAAAGCAAAGUUAAGAUCGAAAAAUAAUACAAUGACGAUUCGAAACUGUCGAUUUUUCGGGCGAAAGAAUGAGUAAAGAAAGAUGAAGAUUCAAAAUUACAAUGGUAUUUCGUAAUCCAAAAUGAAGUAUCGACGCUUUCGUUUCGCAAGGAUUGCUGAUCAAAGCCCUGACCUACAACUAUUACAAGCUACACUAUGUGUAAUGUUUACUAUUAUAUUUUGAAUAUGAGGAAAUACACGUACAUGUACAGAA
Molecule: messenger RNA, 5714 nt
Organism: Bombus pascuorum
Lineage: Eukaryota; Metazoa; Arthropoda; Insecta; Hymenoptera; Apidae
Exons: 13
Coding region: 824-2776 (650 amino acids)
Source: RefSeq, a predicted model, not a curated record